UAUAAAUAGCAACAUUUCUCAAGAAAUUGGUAUCAGUUCAUUCUCUUUGAAUUUCAAGUCAACACAGACCUCCUUUUCAAAAAAAUCAAUCAAAAUGUUCAAGUUGGUGGUGUUGUCUGUUCUCCUUGCUGUAGCUGCUGCCCGUCCAGGACUCAUUGGAUCCCCAGUUGUAUACUCUUCUCCAAUUGUCCAAGAACAUGGUGUAGCUCAUGUCGGUAACGUGGUCAAGAGUGUCCCAACUGCUGUCUCCCAUCAAAGCUCAACUGUUGUCCACAACUCAGCCAAUGUUGUUGAACCAAUUGUUGCCCCAGUUGUCAAGACCUACGCUGCUGCUCCAGUCCAUGCUCCAUUGGUCCAAACCUAUGCUGCUGCUGCCCCAGUUGUGAGCUCUUAUUCUGCUGUUGCUCCAGCACACAUCAGUUAUGCCGCUGCUCCAGCUCAUAUCAGCUAUGCCGCUGCUCCAGCUCACAUCAGUUACGCUGCUGCUGCUCCAGUUGCAUACGCCAGCGCAUGGUAAUUCCAAUAAUGUUCCUGAUCGGGUAGUUGGACAUGAAAUCUACUUCCCUUUUACCCAAUAUUCCUACAAGCAUUAUGUACAUAAUAAAACCGUAUCUUAGCUGCAAUGAUUUAAAUAAAAACCAGAACUGUCUCCAAUAAAAU
Messenger RNA from Episyrphus balteatus (marmalade hoverfly), 660 nucleotides. RefSeq names its product pupal cuticle protein G1A-like. Bases 95 to 517 code for a protein of 140 amino acids. The record is from RefSeq and is a predicted model, not a curated record. Lineage: Eukaryota; Metazoa; Arthropoda; Insecta; Diptera; Syrphidae. The transcript has 2 exons.